This is a messenger RNA of Ictalurus furcatus (blue catfish), 2024 nucleotides long. It is a transcript of the gene slc3a2b, whose product is annotated as solute carrier family 3 member 2b. Bases 158 to 1678 code for a protein of 506 amino acids. The transcript is spliced from 9 exons. The record is from RefSeq and is a predicted model, not a curated record. NCBI's taxonomy places the organism in Eukaryota, Metazoa, Chordata, Actinopteri, Siluriformes, Ictaluridae. Gene Ontology annotation, biological process: amino acid transport; carbohydrate metabolic process.
CUUGGUGUGAAACCUGAAUAAAAAGCCUGAGCAGUACUGCCCCAACACUUAAAAAACAUACGAGGAACCAUUUGAGUAACCUUCAGAUACAAUUUUUAAUCUUUGCGCAAUUUCUUCUUCAGUAUAUUGACGGUUGUAAUCAGAGAAAGCAGUCAAGAUGUCCAAAGACGCUGAGGUCGACAUGAAGGACGUGGAGCUGAAUGAGGUGGACCAGGAAAGGCAGCCUAUGACCGCCGGAAACGGUGAUGCCAAUUCGGCUUUGGCAGUAAAAAACGGCAUCGUGAAGGUCAAAAUUCCUGACGAGAAGGAAUCCAAAUUCACCGGACUGUCCAAGGAGGAGCUGUUACAAGUUGCUGGAACUCCAGGGUGGGUGCGGGCCCGUUGGGUGCUCCUCAUUCUCUUCUGGCUCGGUUGGCUUGGCAUGCUCGCCGGUGCCAUUGUCAUCAUUGUACAGGCGCCUCGGUGCAAGCCACUUCCUGAGAUUAACUGGUGGGAUUCAGGGCCCCUGUAUCAGAUUGGAGAUGUUGAUGCAUUUGCAGGGUCUUCUGGCCUUAAAGGUUUGGAGACAAAGGUUGGUGCUUUGGGACAACUGAAGGUGAAGGGUCUGAUUGUAGGUCCCAUUCAUGUGUCCACUGCUGAUCAGUCUGAAGACCUGAAUUUGAUUGAGCUUGUCCCUUCUGCUGGCAACCUGUCUGAUCUGGAGGCACUUAUUAGGGCAGCACACAAGAAAAGUAUCGCUGUGGUAUUGGAUCUGACCCCAAACUACAAAGGAUCUGAGCCAUGGUUCUCCAAAAGUUCAGUGACAAAUGUGACUGAAAAAGUCAAAAUUGCUACUGAUUACUGGUUGAAGAAAGGUGUUGAUGGUAUCCUGCUAUAUGGUGUUGAGAGCGUUUCCAGUGUUGUACCAUCCUUUUGGCCUAGCAUAAGGGAGACUGUCAAUAAUCACACUAAAGAUGAGGAGAAAAAGGUCUUAAUUGGAGCUACCCAGGCCACCUCUCCUGAUGAGGUGAAUAAGCUGUUGAAUCGGACUGGUGUGGAUUUGCUCCUUUCUGACGUCCUGAUCAACAAAUCUGGCGCAGAGAUUGGUCAAGUUGUGCAGAGUCUUUAUUCCCAGAAUGGGUGCCGGCUGGCUUGGAACUUGGGUCACCGUGUCAUGGGACAUCUGGCCAACAUGGUGGAGUCUGUGACUAUCAAGUUGCACCAGCUGCUACUGCUUACCUUGCCUGGUACUCCCAUCUUCAACUAUGGUGAUGAAAUUGGACUAAAGGAUAAGAGUACAACCAAUCCAGUGAUCUGGGACUCUUCAAACACUAAUGAGACUGAGAAGUCUGAGGUAGAACAGAGGAACUCUCUGCAUGUGUUCUUCAAGGCUGUGAGUGACCUGAGAGGGAAGGAGCGCUCCCUUCUGCAUGGAGAUUAUGUACCUUUGUACAACAGCACCAGUACUCUCGCAUACUUGCGCACAUGGGACCAGAGUGAACGCUACCUAGUUGCAUUCAACUUUUCUCCUAAAGAUCGAGCCAGUCUGCAGCUGAGCCAUGAAAUGCUUCCAGAGGAAGCCAAGGUCGAAGUUAGUACUAAUAAAGAGGAAAUGGCCCCGGGUCAGUUCAUUAACUUGGCCCAAUUAGAGCUGGCGCCACAACAGGCUGUUAUGCUUAAGUUCCCUUAUAUUGCAUAAACAGAAGCUAUUCUACAUGAAUGUAGACUAAAACCUGGUUGUUGGGUGUUACAUUUUUAUGAAAUAUUGUUUGUGUCAUUGUGCUAAAAUGUGCAGAAUUGGGUAAUAAAAUAGAAAUACAGUACAUGCAUAUUACUAAUGUAAGUGUGCAUCAAAGCCCUGUAAGUCAAGACCAGUGGGUUUUUAUUAUCCUUAUUUAUAUAUCAUUCCAAGUUUCAGCCUAUUUAAAGGUUUUAUUGGUUGUAAUACAAUUUUGUGACUGUGCAAAAUGUUACUGAGUUUGAUCUGAUGUUUGCAAACCCUGUGCAAGUACCAUUUAAAAAUAAAAAUGGAACAGUAUUCAUGA